Equus caballus (horse) is the source of this 4468-nucleotide messenger RNA. It is a transcript of the gene GUCY1A1, whose product is annotated as guanylate cyclase 1 soluble subunit alpha 1. Gene Ontology annotation, cellular component: guanylate cyclase complex, soluble. NCBI's taxonomy places the organism in Eukaryota, Metazoa, Chordata, Mammalia, Perissodactyla, Equidae. Gene Ontology annotation, biological process: response to oxygen levels; cGMP biosynthetic process. Gene Ontology annotation, molecular function: guanylate cyclase activity; heme binding. The record is from RefSeq and is a predicted model, not a curated record.
UGCGGAUUCGCGAGGCGCGCCUUGGAGCUGCUGGAGAUCCGGAAACGCUGCCCCAGGCUCUGGGAAACCACCGAAUGGAGAAAGUUGAGGUAAAGUUAAGUCAAGAACUUGACUAAAGCGCAGAGCUGUUAAUGGGGGAGGCAAGAAGCAAGCACAGACCAUCUGGUCCUGAGGCCUGGGGUCCUCAUGCUAUACUAACGCCACUGCCUCAGGGCACAACUGUGCAUGGCAGCAACUCUUAGACACCUCAGUCACCAGUGUCCUUGAUUUGCCAGCGGCUUCUAUUUGAGUGUCCCACGUAGGAACAACAGCUCAGUAGGAAGAGAUCCACAGCAAAGUGAGAAGCCAUCCACACCAUGUUCUGCACGAAGCUGAAGGAUCUCAAGAUCACAGGGGAGUGCCCUUUCUCCUUACUGGCACCAGGGCAGGCUCCUAAAGAGCCGGCAGAGGAGGUAGCAGGAAGCUCAGAGAGCUGCAAAGCAACCCUGCCCAUCUGUCAGGACGUUGCUGAGAAGAAUGUACAGGGAAAUCUUCCUCAAAGAAAGACCAGUCGGAGCCGGGUCUAUCUUCACACGUUGGCGGAGAGCAUCUGCAAACUGAUCUUCCCCGAGUUUGAGCGGCUGAACCUUGCGCUUCAGAGAACAUUGGCAAAACACAAAAUAAAAGAAAGCAGGAAAUCUUUGGAAAGAGAAGACUUUGAAAAAAUAAUUGCAGACCAAGCAGUUGCAGCAGGAGUUCCAGUGGAAAUCGUCAAAGAAUCUCUUGGUGAAGAGCUUUUUAAAAUAUGCUAUGAGGAAGAUGAACAUAUCUUGGGUGUGGUUGGAGGAACCCUCAAAGAUUUUUUAAAUAGCUUCAGCACCCUUCUGAAACAGAGCAGCCACUGCCAAGAAGCAGAAAAGAGAGGCAGGCUGGAAGACGCCUCCAUUCUAUGCCUGGAUAAAGAUCACGACUUCUUAAAUGUUUACUAUUUCUUCCCUAAGAGAACCACGUCCCUGAUUCUUCCUGGCAUCAUUAAGGCAGCUGCUCACACAUUGUACGAAACCGAAGUGGAAGUGUCUGUGAGGCCUCCCUGCUUCCGUAACGAUUGCAGCGAGUUUGUUAACCAGCCUUAUUUGUUAUACUCCGUUCACAUCAAAAGCACCAGACCAUCCCUGUCCCCCGGCAAACCCCAGUCCUCGCUGGUCAUCCCCGCUUCUCUCUUCUGUAAGACAUUUCCGUUCCAUUUCAUGUUUGACAGAGAGAUGACGGUUCUGCAAUUUGGCAAUGGCAUCAGGAGGCUGAUGAACAGGAGGGACUUUCAAGGGAAGCCGAAUUUUGAAGAGUACUUUGAAAUUCUGACUCCAAAAAUCAAGCAAACGUUUAGCGGAAUCAUGACUAUGUUGAAUAUGCAGUUCAUUGUUCGAGUGAGGAGAUGGGAUAACUCUGUGAAGAAAUCUUCAAAGGUUAUGGACCUCAAAGGCCAAAUGAUCUACAUUGUUGAAUCUAGUGCCAUCUUGUUCUUGGGGUCACCCUGUGUGGACCGAUUAGAAGAUUUUACAGGACGAGGGCUCUACCUCUCAGACAUCCCAAUUCACAAUGCACUGAGGGAUGUGGUCCUCAUAGGCGAACAAGCCAGAGCUCAAGAUGGCCUAAAAAAGAGGCUGGGCAAGCUGAAGGCCACCCUGGAGCAAGCCCACCAAGCCCUGGAGGAAGAGAAGAAGAAGACAGUCGAUCUUCUGUGCUCCAUAUUUCCCUGCGAGGUGGCGCAGCAGCUGUGGCAAGGGCAAGUUGUACAAGCCAAGAAGUUCAGUAACGUCACCAUGCUUUUCUCGGACAUUGUUGGGUUCACUGCCAUCUGUUCCCAGUGCUCACCACUGCAGGUCAUCACCAUGCUCAAUGCACUCUACACUCGCUUUGACCGGCAGUGUGGAGAGCUGGAUGUCUACAAGGUGGAGACCAUUGGUGAUGCAUAUUGUGUGGCGGGGGGAUUACACAGAGAAAGUGAUACCCAUGCUGUUCAGAUAGCGCUGAUGGCCCUGAAGAUGAUGGAGCUCUCUGAUGAAGUCAUGUCUCCCCAUGGAGAACCCAUCAAGAUGCGAAUUGGACUGCAUUCUGGGUCAGUUUUUGCUGGAGUUGUUGGAGUUAAAAUGCCCCGUUACUGUCUUUUUGGAAACAAUGUCACCUUGGCUAACAAAUUUGAGUCCUGCAGUGUGCCACGGAAAAUCAAUGUCAGUCCAACAACUUACAGAUUACUCAAAGACUAUCCUGGUUUUGUGUUUACUCCUCGAUCAAGGGAGGAACUUCCACCAAACUUCCCCAGUGAGAUUCCUGGAAUCUGUUAUUUUCUGGAAGCUUAUCAACAAGGAAAAAAUUCAAAACCAUGGUUCCAAAAGAAAGAUGUUGAAGAUGGCAAUGCCAAUUUUUUAGGCAAAGCAUCCGGAAUAGAUUAGCGAAAUAUAUACCUGAUUGUUAGUCUUUGGGGUUUGGCUCCUUCAGGCAUGUGUGGAACCUCUGAAAGCACUUUAGGAUUGUGGAUGGCUAAAGAGCAGUAUUACAAUUUCAGGAGCUAAGUCACGAUCUACUUUUUCUUCCACUUAAUGUAACAAAAAUGUAUUCACUUCAAUACUUCAACUCUGCAGUGAAAAACGAAAAAGAGGGAAACCUCAAAAAGUGACUUUUGGGGACUAUUUCUGGUAUAUAACAAUCACUUAUUACCUGUACUCGAAAUUCAGCACAUUGUACAUAUAUCGGGUAAUUGUAGUUAACUGUGCAACCUGAUGGAGUCACCUGCAGUGCUGUGUCCUGGUGGAAUGCCAUGGUUGUUCAAGUGUAUUUGUGAUAGUGUUGCCUUAAAAAACACUUUCUGAAUAGAAAUUAUUGUCUUUGAUACCGUAAGCUCUUUGAAACUUUCAACUCUACAUUUUAUUACGUUUCCUCAUUUAACUGUCAGCAUAUAUAACAAAAGAGAAUUUUUUUCCUAUUGCACUUUUCUUUUUUUAAGAAAAUAAGCAAUUAUGGGUUAGGUGCAAUAUAAAUAUAAAAUAGUUCUUCUGUAAAUAUCAAAGGUUAUUUUAUAAAAAUAUUCUCCAUAACCUAAUGUGUCAUCAUAAUAAAUACUUCCUUUUGUUUGAAAUUUUUUAAAAUUCUAUAUAUGAUAAAGGCUAUUUUAAUUCAUAUUAGCAAUUUAAUUCCUAUUAAUGCAUUUUUGUGUCAUAAUAUUUAGGUUAAAAGAGGCUUAUGGCCUAUAUUAAAAUGCAAUAAUAUUAUUCUAAUUGAAUUUAACCAGAAGCAACAUGGGGGUAAAGUAAACAUCCAGAGAACAUACUAUAAAGUACAAAAGUAAAACAUUUAUACACACAUGCACAUACACAUGGAGUAUUUUAAUCUAUUUCAGCAGACAUCAUCCAUUGCCAUGCUGAGCCAUAUAAAAGUUCCAAUAAGAAAAUCUAAGUUCGGAGGUGAGAAAUAAGACUUAGUCUUUUUGCUGAUAGCUUAUUUUUAAGUAUUUUUGUUGCACACACACAACAAAAUGUUUGGUGUGUGGAUAUGUCCAAGGAAUCAUCAAGUUUUUUGUCUUAUUAAGUACACAUCUGUGAAUUGUUUAUUCUGGUUGAAAUAUCUCAACGAUGUUUUUUAAAGAGAACGUUGAUAUAGAUGAAGAAAAUGAUGCUGUGAUUUCACUAUGGAAAUUUCCAAACAUUUUUCUCAAGCUGGAACUUUUGUUUUUAAUUUUAGUUUAGACUAAGACCUCUGGUGAACUCAAUAACCCGCAGAGUUUGGUUUGGGGUAGGAUUUGAUUUUAAAAAGCUCAACUUCAAAGCCAGAGAAAGACGAACGUUAUAGUUUUUAAAUCAGUAUUCACGGAGCCAUAGAUACACUGAAUUCAUUUGGGGUUCUAAGAAAAACUCAGUUUAAAAGUCUUUUAAUUGUCUCCAUUAGUGCCCAGGCUAGCUCAUGAUGACCUCAGGAAUAAAAAGUCAUUAUGGAUUGAUCUCUCAUAUUCCAAGGGUACUACUAUAGAUAUUUCCAUUAGAUUACUAUUUACUAAAUGAUACCUCAAUGUCUUGAAGGAUUGAAUGUGUCUCAUUAAAUACCCAUCCUAUUAUUGGAGAUUUCCACAAGCCUUGGGAAAAUAUAGUUAUAGUCUCAUAAUUAUAUGAAGUUAAUAAAAGCAUUUAAAAGGAAAAUAAAGACUUAAAUGCAUUUUUCUUUCUGGAACUGAGCCCUUAUUUUAGGGAAUAUAAUAGGAAAUUAAAAGCAUAAUAAAAUGUCUUCAUCAAAUAUUUAAGCAGACCCCAAUUUGGUGAUAAUUUUUGUUUUAAAGUUUAUAAGUUAAUUAGAAUUCAAAAAAUAUUUAUGUGUCUGUGUGAACCAAUGUAGGAGAAUGUAAAGAAUCAGAGUGAAAGCUGUAUGGAAUUCCUUCUACUAUUCCUGCAAUCUUUAUGUAAGUUUGACAUUUUAUCUAAAUAAAAAGUUACCAAAAAGUGUA